Histoplasma mississippiense is the source of this 3237-nucleotide messenger RNA. RefSeq lists its product with no specific name. The record is from RefSeq and is a predicted model, not a curated record. The transcript is spliced from 6 exons. Lineage: Eukaryota; Fungi; Ascomycota; Eurotiomycetes; Onygenales; Ajellomycetaceae. Gene Ontology annotation, biological process: proteolysis. Gene Ontology annotation, molecular function: serine-type endopeptidase activity; protein binding. The coding region runs from base 1 to 3237 and encodes 1078 amino acids.
AUGCAACGGCAGCAACCUGCAGUCGUCUCUAUCUUUCAUAGAUACCCACCAGGAACCAACCGCCGAAUUCAACACUGGAAAACUAGCACCGCGAUCCCGACCUCCCUUUCUCUUCCUUCUUCAAUCUCCCUCCUCCCUCCUCAUCCCGCCAUGGAAAUGAGUUCCAAGCGCAAACACAGCAGCGGGCCUAUCUCCCUCCGCUCCACCAAACACCUCCGCUCGGACACCGCCGCCUCCCCGCAACCAUUAACCCCAGAUGACCAAACGUUGGGCGAAGAGGCAGUUUAUGUCCUCGAUAACGAAGACGAGGAUCUCUCCCAUGUGCUUCCCCUUGCCCCUGCCGCUGCUGCGCAGACAGACUCGCCAGAAUGGCAGGCUACCAUCGAGACGGUAGUGAAGAGCGUUGUCUCUAUCCAUUUCUGCCAGACUGCAUCGUUUGAUACGGAUUUGUCCAUGUCGAGUCAGGCUACGGGGUUUGUGGUAGAUGCGGAGAAAGGGUAUAUUUUGACAAAUCGACAUGUAGUUUGCGCAGGGCCGUUUUGGGGUUAUUGUAUUUUUGAUAAUCAUGAGGAGUGUGAUGUCCGACCUGUUUAUCGAGAUCCUGUUCACGAUUUUGGCAUUUUGAAAUUCGACCCUGCCGCUAUUAAAUACAUGCCUGUCACAGAAUUGAAAUUGUCACCAGACGCGGCAAAAGUUGGUGUCGAAAUAAGAGUCGUAGGGAAUGACGCCGGGGAGAAAUUGAGCAUUCUCUCUGGCGUUAUCAGUCGUCUGGACCGCAAUGCUCCCGAAUACGGAGAAGGCUACAGCGAUUUCAACACAAAUUACAUCCAGGCCGCUGCUGCAGCCAGUGGUGGGAGUUCCGGCAGUCCUGUCGUGAACAUAGAUGGUCAUGCGAUUGCGCUACAGGCCGGUGGCCGGGCAGAUGGCGCAGCUACAGAUUACUUCUUACCUCUCGAUCGCCCACUGAGAGCUCUGGAGUGCAUACGAAAAGGAGUGCCGGUCACGCGUGGCACAAUUCAGACUCAGUGGAUCAUCAAACCCUUUGAUGAGUGUCGUCGUCUUGGACUAUCUCCGGAAUGGGAGGCUGCAGUCCGCAAAGGCUCUCCCAAAGAAACCGGGAUGUUGGUCGCGGAAAUAGUUCUCCCUGAAGGUCCUGGCGACGGCAAGCUGCAGGAAGGGGACGUGUUGAUCAAAGUCAACGGUGAGCUUCUUACGCAAUUUGUAAAGUUGGAUGCGAUUUUGGAUUCGAGUGUGGGUAAGGAUGUUCAUCUUCUUGUGCAACGUGGGGGGGAGGAUCUAGAAGUUUCAUGUACUGUUGGAGACCUUCAUGCAAUCACUCCCGCUCGCUAUGUUACCGUUGCCGGUGCCACGUUCCACGACCUCUCCUAUCAACAGGCCAGGCUUUAUGCGAUCGCCUGCAAGGGGGUGUAUGUCUGUGAAGCUGCUGGUUCGUUUAAACUAGAGAAUACCUUUUCUGGUUGGAUAGUAGAUACGGUGGACAAACGACCCACAAAAAAUCUGGAUGAGUUUAUUGAGGUUAUGAAAACUAUUCCAGAUCGCGCGCGGGUUGCUCUGUCAUAUAGACAUAUUCGAGAUUUGCAUACCAGAGGGACAAGCAUAGUGCACAUAGACCGCCAUUGGCAUCCACAUAUUAGGGAAGCAAUCCGCAAUGAUGAGACUGGAUUAUGGGAUUUCACAAACAUUGCGGACCCACUUCCCGCGGAGCCUCCAGUUCCUCGGAAAGCUGAUUUCAUUCAACUUGACGGUGCCAACCAUCCAGCAGCUGCCGAUAUCGUCCGCAGCUUCGUUCGCGUCUCUUGCACAAUGCCGGUGAAACUCGACGGAUAUCCACAAGCCCGAAAAGCCGGAUUCGGUCUCGUCGUCGAUGCUGAGGCAGGGCUUGUGCUUGUUUCCAGAGCUAUUGUGCCCUUUGAUCUCUGUGAUAUCAAUGUCACCGUAGCGGACUCCAUUAUCGUCAUGGCAAAAGUGAUUUUCCUCCAUCCACUACAGAAUUACACGAUUAUCCAAUAUGACCCUAGUCUUGUACAGGCGCCUGUCAAGACGGCGCGACUUAGUACCAACUACAUCAAGCAAGGUGCCGACACCAUUUUUGUCGGUUUCAAUCAGAAUUUCCGCAUCGUCGUGGCCAAAACGGCGGUUACAGAUAUCACUACCGUUGCCAUACCCCCCAACGCAGCCGCCCCGCGCUACCGUGCCCUCAACCUUGACGCCAUCACUGUAGAUACCGGCUUAAGCAGCCAGUGCUCCAACGGUGUCCUGAUCGGGGAGGACGGCAUCGUCCAAGCACUCUGGUUAAACUACCUAGGCGAGCGGACUGCUAGCUCUCACAAAGACGUAGAAUACCACCUGGGUCUCGCUACCCCUUCCCUCCUCCCCAUCAUCAACCAGAUCGAAAGCGGUUCUUUACCAAAGCUUCGAAUCAUGGAUAUGGAGUCUUACGUGAUCCAAAUGAGCCAGGCGCGCAUUAUGGGAGUGUCAGAAGAAUGGAUCGAGAAGGUUGCCAUCGCUAAUCCCGCUCGCCAUGAGUUAUUCAUGGUGCGGAAAGUCGACUGCGCAUCCCCACUCACGGAGGACACCCACCAACUCGAGGAGGGCGAUAUCAUCCUCACGCUGAACGACAAGCUCAUUACUCGCGUCUCGGAGUUUGAUAUCAUGUACCACCACGAAACCCUCGACGCGCUUAUUGUGCGCAACGGCCAAGAAAUGCGCGUCAAUAUCAAGACUGUUCCAACAGAGGACCUGGAAACUGAUCGUGCGUUGAUAUUCUGCGGUGCUGUGCUGCAGAAGCCGCAUCAUGCAGUUCGGCAACAGAUUUCAAAGUUGCAUAGUGAGGUGUAUGUUAGUGCGAGGAGUCGGGGCUCUCCCGCCUACCAAUACGGCCUCUCACCGACAAACUUCAUCACGGCGGUCAACGGCGUCAAAACGCCAGACCUUGACUCGUUCAUCAAGCAGGUCAACGUCAUCCCCAAUAACACCUAUUUCCGCCUCCGCGCUGUCACGUUCGAUAAUGUUCCGUGGGUCGUAACAAUGAAGAAAAACGACCAUUAUUUCCCCAUGUCUGAGUACAUUAAGGACCCGUCCGCUCCUGAAGGCUGGCGGAGUAUCUCACACGAUAAAGAACUACUUCGCUUAGACUCGGAUAACCUCAACGCAGACGCGAUGGAUGAAGGGCGCGAUGACGGGAUAAGUGAUAUGGAGCCUGAUGGGGAGAAAUAG